UGAAAGGCCAAAGGUGAACAAGACGAUCACCAAUUUGCCACAUCCUCACCGGUUGCCUUUGAAGUUUGACCCCUGUUCGUCCAUCCGAUGUUUGUCACUCGCAGAGCCGCAGGAGCGGGGAGAUGGUGGGAGAGAAAGGAUAUCAAGUUUGCUACGGUAAUCAUAAUCCAUCGCCGGGUUUUGCAGCGAUCCUUUUUUGUUCAUCGAGCUUUGAGCUUCAGGCCGUAGAGUGUUGCCUAUUGCAUUACGAUAUGCCCGAAGUGAUGCGUCGCAUGAUAAAUAUAUUUCGUCGAUUCCAGGGCAUUUAGAAACCCGGAUCGCCCCUGAACCACCAUGUAUGUCAUUUCCUUCGUUCACAUCCACAUAA
Messenger RNA from Eremomyces bilateralis CBS 781.70, 367 nucleotides. RefSeq lists its product as uncharacterized. The transcript has a single exon. Bases 123 to 308 code for a protein of 61 amino acids. The record is from RefSeq and is a predicted model, not a curated record. NCBI's taxonomy places the organism in Eukaryota, Fungi, Ascomycota, Dothideomycetes, Eremomycetales, Eremomycetaceae.